CCUCCGCCCGCACCUCCACCUCGUACUCCGACACCCGCUCCCGGUCCAGCGCCUCCCGCAGCACCAGCGAACGCGUCCUCCGGCACCGGCACCGACAGCGACGUCACCCACACCUCCGGCGCGUUGUCGUUCACGUCCAGCACUUCCAGCUCCACGCUGCAGUGUCCUGACAAUGGGGGUGUGCCUUUAUCUGUCGCUUCUACACGAAAAUCAAACACACUGACAUCCUCAAAGUCGAGUGUGCCCGUUAGUCGGAUUUCACCCGUCCUCGGAUUGACGGCAAUCACAUCUUUUCCACUCGAGGGAACGAAGUUGGUCGCCGUGUACAUCACCUCACUGUUACUACCCAAGUCCGGAUCCGUGGCAUUCACCCGCAUCACCAGCGUCCCCUCUGCAGCGCUCUCCGGCAGCUGCACUUUAUACACCGACUGGUUGAACUGCGGCGCGUUGUCGUUUGCAUCCAGCACCUCGAUCACCAGCUCCAUCGUGCCC
Merops nubicus (carmine bee-eater) is the source of this 492-nucleotide messenger RNA. RefSeq names its product forkhead box protein F2-like. The transcript is spliced from 2 exons. The record is from RefSeq and is a predicted model, not a curated record. Lineage: Eukaryota; Metazoa; Chordata; Aves; Coraciiformes; Meropidae. The annotation marks the transcript as partial.